Arabidopsis thaliana (thale cress) is the source of this 573-nucleotide messenger RNA. RefSeq names its product dolichyl-diphosphooligosaccharide-protein glycosyltransferase subunit. The transcript is spliced from 2 exons. Gene Ontology annotation, cellular component: endoplasmic reticulum membrane. The record is from RefSeq and is marked reviewed. The coding region runs from base 250 to 357 and encodes 35 amino acids. NCBI's taxonomy places the organism in Eukaryota, Viridiplantae, Streptophyta, Magnoliopsida, Brassicales, Brassicaceae.
UUUUGUAAAACAUGUGUUUCAUUCAGAGAGACUUCACAGUUGAAGAAACACAUUUCACGAGUUCCCUGCUCUUCCAGAAUUCUCUAUCACGAAAUUCUCUGCGCUUUCGAAGGUAAAUAAUCGGUGAUUUCUUUAGGAUCUUUUUUUAUAUACCUUCAUAUUUUCGAAUUCAAAUUCUGGUUCUUAGGCAUAAUUUAGUCCCCGAGGUUUACACUGUGAUCUGAGCAAAGCCUUUGUUUCAUCUCACAGAUGUUUGACGAUCAAGAUCUGGGAUUCUUUGCCAAUUUCCUGGGAAUCUUCAUUUUCAUACUGGUGAUUGCCUACCAUUUCGUCAUGGCUGACCCUAAAUUCGAAUAGAAAUGAGGUUCAGAAUCAUUGUUGGUUUCUACAAUGUUAUGUCAGACUCAACAUGUCAUUCAGAUUCGAUACUUGAAGAUGUUUUUUUGUAGCUCUUAAGGAAGAUGUUUAAGCUUUUGUAAUACUUGGUUUUAGCUGCAGAAAUCUUUUUUUUUUGUAGUGCUGUUAUUCAUAUACUUUGAUAAUUCGCUAUAAAAGGCUUGUUUCUAUAGCAAU